Emys orbicularis (European pond turtle) is the source of this 3519-nucleotide messenger RNA. RefSeq names its product PWWP domain containing 2A (gene PWWP2A). The coding region runs from base 16 to 2373 and encodes 785 amino acids. Lineage: Eukaryota; Metazoa; Chordata; Testudines; Emydidae. Gene Ontology annotation, molecular function: chromatin binding. Gene Ontology annotation, cellular component: chromocenter; nucleus. The record is from RefSeq and is a predicted model, not a curated record. The transcript is spliced from 2 exons.
GAAGGAGCAGAGAAAAUGGCGGCCAUGGCUGCGGAGGCGGCGGCGACUGCAGCGGUGCCGGGCGACGGGGGAGCCGGCGAAGCUGAGCCCGAGAUGGAGCCCAUCCCGGGCAGCGAGGCCGGCGCAGACCCCCUCCCCGCUGUCAGCGAGGCCGUGGAGUCGGCCGUGCCUGAUGGGGACGAGGCCGACGGGGGAAAGCCCGCUCCGGGGGAGGCCGAGGAGCCGCCGCCGCCCGUAGAGCUUGCCCGGAGCCCGGCUAGGACCCAGGAGCCGGAACCUGAGAGGACGGAGCCGGAGGAACCGGAGCUGGGUUUGCCCCAGUCCGAGCCUAGAGAAGCGCCCAGCCCGGAGCCCGAGGAGGCGCCGCAGCCUGCUGGGCACCCUGAACUUCCCGAGGAGGAGCCGCAGCCCUGCCCGCCGGCUGCUGGGGGCCCCGUGGAGCCGGAGCCCGGGGAGGAGCCGUGCCGGCCGGAGGAGGAGGAGCCGGAUGCUGCUGAUGCUGCCGCUGUAAAGCCAGAGCCCCCGGCUGCCGGCUCCCCGGUGGCCCCGGCCGGGGGGGAGGCGGAGGCUCCGCUGCUGCCUGGCUCGGAGGUGCGGGUCACCCUGGACCACAUCAUCGAGGACGCGCUGGUGGUGUCGUUUCGGCUGGGGGAGAAGCUCUUCUCCGGGGUCCUCAUGGACCUCUCCAAAAGGUUUGGACCCCAUGGAAUCCCUGUGACCAUAUUUCCUAAAAGGGAAUACAAGGAUAAACCUGAAGCCAUGCAGCUCCAAAGUAAACCAUUCCAAGAUGAGACACAGGUGAAGUGUGAAGCCAGUGGUGCAGUCCCUGAUGACUCUUCUCCCAUUCAGCCAUCAGAACCUAGCCUCGCUAAAAGCCUAUGGACUUCUAAACCACCUCCCCUCUUCCAUGAGGGAGCGCCAUAUCCUCCUCCUUUGUUUAUCAGGGACACGUAUAACCAAUCAAUACCUCAGCCUCCGCCCCGAAAAAUUAAGCGACCCAAGCGGAAAAUGUACAGGGAGGAACCCACUUCUAUUAUGAAUGCUAUCAAAUUACGACCCAGGCAGGUCUUAUGUGACAAAUGUAAAAACAGUGUUGUUGCAGAAAAAAAAGAAAUUAAAAAAAGUGGUAAUGCAAGUGACUGCUUAAAAUAUGAGGAUCAUAAAAAGCGAAGAAAUGAGAGUGUAACUACUGUGAAUAAAAAACUUAAAACUGACCAUAAAGUAGAUGGAAAAAGCCAAAAUGAAAGCCAGAAAAGAAAUGCUGUGGUCAAAGUUUCAAAUAUUGCCCACAGCAGAAGCAAAGUAGUUAAAGUUUCUGCUCAAGCAAACACUUCGAAAGCUCAGUUAAAUACUAAAAAAGUUCUCCAGAGCAAAAACAUGGAUCAUGCAAAAGCUCGGGAAGUUUUGAAAAUGGCCAAAGAGAAGGCACAAAAGAAACAGAGUGUAACUUCCACUUCCAAAAAUGCACAUUCAAAGGUCCAUUUUACACGACGUCUUCAGAACACCAGCUCAGGUUCCCUCCCACCCCGAUUGCGUUUAAAACCACAAAGGUACCGGAAUGAAGAAAAUGACUCCUCUCUCAAGACAGGACUUGAGAAAAUACAGAGUGGCAAGAUGGCAACUAAGCCCCAGUCUCGCUGCUCCUCCACCCGCUCAGCAGGUGAGGCCCCUUCAGAAAAUCAGAGCCCCUCAGAAGGCCCUGAAGAGGCCAGCAGUGAGGUUCAGGACACAAGUGAAGUGCAUGUAACUGUUGAUCAGGAUGAACACCAGACAUUGGGCAAGAGAGGCAGCAAAAGCAAUAUAACAGUUUACAUGACCCUUAAUCAAAAGAAAUCUGACUCUUCCAGUGCAUCAGUGUGUAGUAGUGAUAGCACAGAUGAUUUGAAAUCCACCAACUCUGAGUGUAGUUCUACUGAAAGCUUUGAUUUUCCUCCAGGCAGCAUGCAUGCACCUUCCUCCUCCUCCUCCUCUUCAAAGGAAGAGAAAAAGCUCAGUAAUUCCUUGAAAAUGAAAGUCUUUUCCAAAAACGUCUCUAAAUGUGUCACACCAGAUGGCAGGACCAUAUGUGUAGGGGACAUUGUUUGGGCCAAGAUUUAUGGCUUCCCUUGGUGGCCAGCCCGUAUUCUUACUAUAACUGUGAGCCGGAAAGAUAAUGGCCUUUUAGUUCGACAGGAGGCCCGCAUUUCGUGGUUUGGGUCCCCAACAACAUCUUUUCUUGCUCUUUCACAACUGUCCCCCUUUUUAGAAAACUUUCAGUCGCGCUUUAAUAAGAAGAGAAAGGGCCUUUACCGCAAGGCCAUCACAGAGGCAGCUAAGGCUGCUAAGCAGCUGACUCCCGAAGUUCGGGCCCUGCUGACACAGUUUGAAACGUGAACGUGGAAAGUAAGGUAGGCAAGAAUUUGGAGGCUCCACAAAAUUUAUAGCCUAGUUAGAGAGCUACCAUGAAGGACUUGGCCAAUUCAAAACGUUGCACUCAGUUGGCUGCUCUUUUUAUACUAAAAUUGUUCUGAUUUGUAGCUGUUUCUUAAAAGUUAAACUAAACAAAUUGAACAUGCAAUCAAAAUUAAUCUAAAGUGAGAACGUCAGUAUUUUUCAAAUGAAAAUCUUUUUUUAAAUUAAAAACUCCUCCCAUGCAUAGGAGCCAUAGCCUCAGCUGAAGGGCAGUUUAUUUGCAGGGAAUUUUUAGUAGUUUCUAGCCGGUAUGUAUCUAGUCACUAUAUGGCAAAGGGUAAACAAGGGAUGGAAGUAAUUAAUAGCUGUGACCUGGGUGGCCCACCAGGGGAAGUGUAAAAACUUAAGCCCUGUUUACGUUGGCCUUUAAACCUUGUUUCAACACUUCUGCAUUAAGUAGCUUCUGUACAUAUAGCUGGUCGGUGUGAAUGGGGCCAAAGUGAGUUCAAACCAUGUUUAAAAACAUGCUUGGUUUCAUCCACAUGGCCAGUUUAAAUUAUGUUAGAAACCAAUUUAACUAACCCCUUUAAACAGAGUUUAAAGGCCAGAUUAAAUGGGGUCUUGGUGACCACUUUUUCCCCAAACACUCAGCCUUUCUAUGCACACAGGGGCACAAGUACCACACUUCAGGGUCUGACAAGCUGAGGGGAUGCCUCUUGCCCAAAGGCAAAGCUGAAAUGUUACUCAGUAUUUUGGAAUCAAGGGCUGUUAAUGCUGCAUAGGUGUGAAUCAUAACUUCCUGUCUUUCUUCCACUGAAAAAUCUUCCAGGCCACUUGUCUGGGAGUUUAGAGCAAGAGAGGUUUUGUUUGAAUGUGUAAAUAAUUGAUUGCUGAAACUAGUCAGAUUUUCUUCUGACUGGUUGUUCCUAAAUUCUUAGGAUACGUCCUGGUAAAUUACACUUUGUGAAUUGUCAGAUGUGUAAUUGUUGCAUUUUGGAUGUAUCUAACUUCAUAUUUUUUUUAAUAUUUCCGUUUUAAGGUAUCUGUUUGCAGGUCAGAAAAUGAGAAUAUGUAAUUGUGUAAUGCUCUGAAAUGUACAAAAACUGUAAAUAAAAUGGACUAAAUCUG